Daucus carota subsp. sativus is the source of this 696-nucleotide messenger RNA. Its product is annotated as putative B3 domain-containing protein At4g03160. Lineage: Eukaryota; Viridiplantae; Streptophyta; Magnoliopsida; Apiales; Apiaceae. The record is from RefSeq and is a predicted model, not a curated record. Gene Ontology annotation, molecular function: DNA binding. The coding region runs from base 1 to 696 and encodes 231 amino acids. The transcript has a single exon.
AUGGAUUCUCAAGAAAAAGAAAUUGAAGAAGCAGCGCUAAUCCUCUGUUCCAUGAAGCACGCGAAAGUAGACGAAGAAACAGCUCUUGAAAUUGAAAAAGCACGCCACUUUGCUCUCAAGAAACUCCAAUUUCAAAAGCCCUCGUCUCCUCCCUCUCUCAACCAUCACCGCAAACAUCUCGUCUCUCUGGUGCCUCCGUCUGUCGCCGAAGUUAUCGGAAAAUGCAGUGCUCCCAUUGAAAAAAGACUAACUGGUUCCGAUACUCAAGAAAAUCAGGUUCGCCUACUCUUGAAACACAAAGAUGUCAUACAAUUCUUGCACCCUCUUUUAAGGCCUAGUGAAGUGGACAGAAUUAAGAAAAGGGGAAUGUAUGUUGAUGUUUAUGAUUGUCAUGGAAAGAUGUAUCAGAUGGUGUUUAGGCUUUGGGGGUUAAAAGCCUAUGUCAUUACUACAAGAAAUUGGUAUGAGUUUUGUACUGAUCAUGGCUUGGAGCAGGUUCUUGAUUGGGUGACUAUUUGGAUGUUUAGGCAUAAUGUGACUGGUAGAAUCUGUUUUGUCAUCAAUUCGGAGCGAAGAAUUGUUUCCAGAGCUGUGAGGCCUGUGUUUGAUUUUCCUGUCUCGGCACGUAAGAAGAGGACUAAGAGUUGUAGCAGCAGCGAUUCGAAGAGGAGGAGAUUGAAUUAUGAUGAUGAGUGA